This is a messenger RNA of Labeo rohita (rohu), 1583 nucleotides long. RefSeq names its product gastrula zinc finger protein XlCGF8.2DB-like. The coding region runs from base 235 to 1167 and encodes 310 amino acids. NCBI's taxonomy places the organism in Eukaryota, Metazoa, Chordata, Actinopteri, Cypriniformes, Cyprinidae. The record is from RefSeq and is a predicted model, not a curated record. The transcript has 2 exons.
GGAAGAAGAUUGGUUUCACCGGUCUGUGUUGUUUUGUCGUGAUGCUGUUUUAAUACAAACUGUUAGAAAUGUUGUUUCUGUAAAUAGAAAGAUACAGUUUUUGAAUCAGGUCAAUAAAUACCUGUAAUAUUCUCAUCCUCAAAUUCACUCAAAACACAAAAAAACACUCAAGUUUUGAAGCGAGCAGGGAUAUCUGGAGGAGAAUCAGCUGAACUGAGAUCUGCUGCUGUGAAGAUGGUGUUUGUUAAAGAGGAGAGUGAGGAGAACACGAGUGAACCAGAACCCUGGAGAAUAAAACAGGAGGAACCAGAAACCUUAAGUAUAAAACAAGAGGAACCAGAAACCUGGACAAUAAAACACGAGGAACAAGGAGGCCUGAUGGAAGUGAAAGAAGAAAGAGAAGAUCUGAAUGAGGUGGAGGAGAAACAUCAGGAUCAGAAAGAUCAUGAUGUGACUGGAGAAAUACCAGUGAGUGAUCAAAUAACAGACUUCAAAAGGCCUUUUACCUGCUCUCAGUGUGGAAACACUUUCACAUGUAAAACAAACCUUAAGAAUCACAUGUUAAUUCAUGCUGGAAUAAAGCCUUUUACCUGCUCUCAGUGUGGAAAGAGUUUUACGAUGAAAAGACAACUUAAGGAUCAUUUGCUAACUCACUCUUCAGAAAAACCUUUCAGCUGCUCUCAGUGUGGAAACACUUACACUUGUAAAACAAACCUUACGAGGCACAUGUUAAUUCAUACUGGGAUAAAACCCUUCAGCUGCUCUCAAUGUGGGAAGGGUUUUACAUAUAAAGCUGACCUUAAGGAUCAUUUGGUAACUCACACUUCAGAAAAGCCUUUCAUCUGCUCGGAGUGUGGAAAGUCUUUCACACGUAAUGGAUACCUUAAGACUCACAUGUUAGUUCAUGGUGGAAUAAAGCCUUUUACCUGCUCUCAGUGUGGAAAGAGUUUCAUAUGUAAAGGAAUCCUGAGGAAUCACAUGUUAAUUCAUACUGGGAUAAAGUCUUUCAUCUGCUCUCAGUGUGGAAAGAGUUUUACGCAGAAAGGACAACUUUACAAUCAUUUGGUAACUCACUCUUCAGAAAAGCCUUUUAGCUGCUCUCAGUGUGGAAAAUCUUUCACACGUAAAGGAUACUUUGAGAGACACAUGCUACAUCAUGCUGGGUAAAGGCCUUUCAGCUGCUCUCAAAAUAGAAAGAGAUUCACCUAUAGAUGAAGGAUUUAAUCAUCACAUGAGAAUUUACACUAAAGAGAUGACUUGCCAGACAAUUCAUUCAUGUCUGUCCUGUUUAUGCAAGGAGAUUUCUAACGGUUUUAAAAGCUUGAAAAAAUGUUUGUGCUAAAUAUCUUUAACUUUUUAAAGGUAUUACUACUCCUACUGAUACUGCUGAUCAAUCAGGUAUUUUAUGAUGGAUUCUCUGAUUUUAUGAUUAUGAUUCUCUGAUGGAUUUCAUUUUGUGGCAAUUUUGUCUUCACUAUAUAUGUCUCUUCAUGAAAGUAAUGUGUAAAAAAGGCAUGCAAAUGUCAAAUUUCUGUUUACAUGCAACACAGUACUACACAAAUAAAUGUACUAUAUGAAUUUAA